UUUCCACCUUGUCACCUACGCUUUCCUCUUAAUAAAUUUGUGAUUAUUUCUUUACCAAUAGAGUAUUGCUACCUCACCUUCCUAUAACAAACUUUAUCAACAAAGAUUCCUCACAAUGCCCACACUCCCUGCCUACACUACAUCACACACCCUUUCUUGGAAAUAUCCAUACACUUUGAUGCAAAAAAUAUAAAUACACACACUCAGAUAGAGAAUAGAGGGGUACAGAAGAGAACGGGGAGGGGGAACAAAAAAAGAAAACACAGAGGACAAAAGAAACAGGGGCGAGAGAAUUGGAGGAGGGCCUUCUUCACGUUUUCCUCUGAAAAUGCUCCUCUAUUUCUCGGUGUUAGAAAACCUUCAAAUACCAUGAAGGCUGCUGGUGAUUUUCUCAAAACAACUGACCUCCAAUUCCAUAAAAAUAACUGACCCCCAAUUCAAAAAAAAAAAGCAGCCAUAGCUCCUCCACUUUUCCUCUAUUGAAACCAACCUCAUUCUUCCACCAGAACACAAAAAUCCAUCUCUUACAACACCAACAAAAUAGUCCGAAAUGAUCGGAAACAGCAGCUCAAAUCGAUGUCAUCUUCGUCGAGAAAACAAUCCCAUAAUCACUAUAAAAUAUAUUUGAAACCAGCCCCUUUUUGGCCCAUAAAACUAGUCCAAUACAACCCCAAAAUAGCUUCGAAAUAGUCGUUAGUCACUCCAAAGUCGAGGUUUUGUCGCCGGUUCAAAGUUCUGAUCAGUAGCUCGUUUGAUCGUCGUUUUGUUCCUUUUGGUGCACACUCCUUUGUAUACAUAGCAAAUUCAGCAAUAAAGAUUUUGACAUUUCAAUUGAGUUUUUCACACUUUCACUUGGCUUUUGCUUUUUCCAUCUUCAUCGGCUUGCUCUAACCUCAAAUAUUAUCAAGAAUAUGUUCACCAUGUGUCAUGGCGGAGAUGAAAAAUAACAAAAGAAGCUGGAAAUAAAGAAAAUGAACGAUAAAUAUCACUUCUAAAAGGUUAAUUUCACCACUUUUCUUCAGGGUCUUGAUGAAGAUUUUGAAUGAGGCACAUGUUCCUGAUAAGAUCACAGUAAAUCACUUGGAUAAGAUAGCUAGCAAGAUCUUCGAAGUAAACAGGAUCACUUUCUCAGACGAUGAACUUCCUAUGGAGGGUACAGAAACAAUCGAGCUCUUUAUCUCACGGUGAAGUGCGAAGAUUCUGUUGUCUCAAGAGUUUUGGUUGACAAUGGCUCUAGUGCGAAUAUUUGUCCCCUGUCUAUUCUGCAAAAACUGAAGAUUGGCACCGAAAGAAUCCACUUGAAUAGUAUGUGUGUUCGAGGCUUUGAUGGGGAGGUAAAGAUUCUGUAGGAGAUAUAAUGCUCUAAUUGUUGAUAGGGCCAGUUGAGUUUACCAUGGAAUUCCAAGUGUUAGAUGUGGCUGUCUCCUACAAUCUGUUGUUAGGCAGGCCCUGGAUACAUGCUGCUAAGGCAGUCCCGUCUUCUCUGCACCAAAUGGUGAAGUUUAAAUUGGAUAGGCAGGAAAUAGUUGUGCACGGUGAUAAGGACCUGUCAGCUCGUAAUGACACAAUUGUUCCAUUUAUCGAAGAUGAAGAUAAUAAGGGACCUUGGGUCUAUCAGACUUUCGAAACAGUGUCUAUUGAGAAAAUUCCUGAAGGAAAAUGCAUUCCGGGUCCUAAGCUAUCUUCCGCGUCCGUCAUGGUUGCGAAUGAAAUGUUGAAGAAUGGUUUUAUGUCGGGCAAGGGUCUAGGCUCAUCUCUGCAGGGUAUUGUGCAUCUGGUGCGCCCCAGUGGGAAUCCUGGUACAUUAGGUUUGGGAUUCAUACACACAGAGAAGGACAUGAAAAAAGUUAAAAAUCUGAAACAGAAAGUAUGGUCGCUCCCCAAGCCCGUCCUACGCAUCUCUAAGUCUUUUGUCAAGACAGGGGCAAAAAAACCUCCAACCUCAUCAAUCCCAAAACAUGUGGUCGAUGUUGAUGAAUAGCUGAUUAAGAGGUUCCAAAGUCUGUUCGAUGAGGUCAAUAUGGUAGAAGUUGGUGAAGGCUCUAGUAAAGCAGAUGUGCAGCUCGUUGGACCAAACGUGAAGCUUAGCAAUUGGGAAACUACUCAUCUCCCCACCAGGAAGGAGUUUUGGUAGUUUGCUUUGUUUUCCUUUCUAUUAUUUGGGUUAUUCUAGGGUUGUAAUUCAGAUUUUUAGUUUUUGCUUGUUUUGAUGUUCAAACCCUUCUAUUCCUUUAUUUUCAAUGAAAUCAAUUUCUCGUUUUCCAUUA
Nicotiana tabacum (common tobacco) is the source of this 2267-nucleotide messenger RNA. The record is from RefSeq and is a predicted model, not a curated record. NCBI's taxonomy places the organism in Eukaryota, Viridiplantae, Streptophyta, Magnoliopsida, Solanales, Solanaceae.